UAACCAGACAGCCAAACAGCCAAUUUAUUGUAAGGCGGCUCUGUCUUCAUUCUUCCCCCCUUCUCUCUCUCCUCUCUCUCUCUCUCUCUCUCUCCCUCUAGAUAUAUAUAUAUAUACAUGUAAAGCCGGUUUCACACAGUCUGCAACUUCUGAAACUGGGUCUCACCGGAGAAGGGCAAUCAAAAUAAUGGAGGAGGUGAUAGUAGCAUCGCCAGCGGUGGAUUUCAGCUUCUUCUUCUUCAGCGUCCCCACCAGCCCAUCCCGCUCCUCCUCUUAUUCCUGCGGCGGCGACUCCAUCCUUUCCGGUGGCGAGCAGAAGCCAGUAGUCACCGCGAAAGAUGGCAACGGUACCGGCGACGACAACAACAACGAUUUCGAAUUCGACUUCAGCGGGCAGGUGGAGAGAACCUCGCUCUCCGCCGACGAGCUCUUCGACGGCGGCAAGAUCAAACCUUUGAAGCCACCGCCUUGUUUUCAGCCGGACGGCAAGGCGGUCAAGGACCCUCCGAAGUCUCCGCGAUCGCCGGUUAUUGAGAAUGUUGCCAGAGAAUCUCAGAGACAAAGAGUGACGAGGUUGAGGACUUCGUCUUCUUCCAGAGUCGGCGACAUAUUCUCCAAUACCGAAAGCAGCCAACAAUACUGUUCACGUUCAUCACCGCCGGCCAAGUCAAGACACUCGCCGUCGUCGUCGUUUUCCUCUCCGUCUUCGUCUCCGUUCUCAUCUUCCUCCUGGAAAGGGAGCAAAACGAAGUGGAGUCUCAAGGAUCUGUUGCUGUUCCGAGCGAGCAGCAAGGACCCAUGGAAGAAGUACUACAUGUUGAAGAAGAGUACCGGCGGCGAGGAGGAGCAGGCCAAGAAGGUGAGACUGGGGUCGCCGGAGAGUGGCGGCGCGCCUGCGGGGAAGUGGAGGAGGAGAAGGACGGCGUCGGCGCACGAGCUGCAUUACACGGUGAACCGGGCGGCGUCGGAGGAGAUGAAGAGGAAGACAUUCUUGCCGUACAAGCGCAGCCUCUUCGGCUGCUUAGGCUUCAAUCCCACCGUUCAUGACAUCUCCUCCAGAGGCCUCGGAUCUCUGCCUCGUGGAUGAUCCAGUUUUGGACACGUGUCAUUUCUUUAUUUUAUAUUUUAAUUAUAUACCCGAUGUGUACGUUAUUGGUGUGAUAAUUUUGUCAAAGUUAUAUGGCAUCUUAUAAUUUACAAAAUAUGAU
Messenger RNA from Diospyros lotus (date-plum), 1208 nucleotides. RefSeq lists its product as uncharacterized. The coding region runs from base 188 to 1087 and encodes 299 amino acids. The record is from RefSeq and is a predicted model, not a curated record. NCBI's taxonomy places the organism in Eukaryota, Viridiplantae, Streptophyta, Magnoliopsida, Ericales, Ebenaceae. The transcript is spliced from 2 exons.